AUGUGCAACCGUGAAAGAACAAUUCUUUCUUUGGCAGCUGUGGCAAGCCCCGUUCUGUGGCAGAAGGACUGCGUGAAGGGUCCGGAGGUAUGGUGUCAGAGUGUUCGGACAGCAUCACAGUGUGGAGCGGUGAAACAUUGCCAGCAGAAUGUGUGGAACAAGCCUACUGUAAACAGUAUCCCCUGUGACUUGUGUAAGGAACUUGUGACAGUGGCAGGCAAGGUUUUGAAGGAUAAUGGCACUGAGGAUGAGAUCCGCUCUUACUUGGAGAAGACAUGCGAAUUUCUUCCUGACCAAGGCCUGGUCUCUGAGUGCAAAGAAAUUGUUGAUUCCUACCUACCAGUUAUCAUGGAUAUGGUCAAAGAAGAGCUAGAUAAACCUGAAGUUGUAUGUAGUGCACUCUCACUGUGCCAGUCCCUUCAGAAGCACCUUGCAGCAAUGAAACUUCAGAAACAACUCCAGUCCAAUAAGAUACCAGAGCUGGACUUUUCUGAACUGGCAUCCCCAUUCAUGGCUAACGUGCCUCUUCUCCUUUACCCUCAGGACAAACCCAAGCAGAAGUCUAAGGGAAGUGGGGAAGUAUGCCAAGAUUGCAUUCAGCUGGUUACUGAUGUUCAGGAAGCUGUGAGGACAAACUCGUCUUUUGUAAAGUCUUUAGUUGCUCAUGCCAAGGAGGAGUGUGACCGUUUGGGACCUGAAAUGUCUGAUAUGUGCAAGAACUAUAUCUCUGAAUAUUCUGACUUGGCUAUCCAAAUGAUGAUGCACAUGAAGGAUCAGCAACCAAAGGACAUUUGUGCCAUGGUUGGGUUCUGUCCUUCCGUGAAAUCUGUUCCCCUUCAGACUCUGGUGCCAGCUCAGGUGGUUCAUGAAGUAAAAAUGGAAACUGUGGAGAAAGCCUCAGGUCAAGAGAAGACCUUUUCUUUGUGUGAAAUAUGUGAGACCAUGGUGAAAGAAGUGACUGGCCUCUUGGAGAGCAACAAGACAGAGGAGGAGAUUGUGCAUGAAAUGGAGGUGAUCUGCUACCUGUUCCCAGCAAGUGUCAAAGAUCAGUGUAAGGACUUCAUAGACGUCUAUGGCCAGGCUUUGAUCGACAUGCUCUUGGAGGCAACGAAUCCUGAAGCUGUGUGUGUUAUGCUGAAAUGUUGUGCAGCCAACAAGCCUCCACAGCAGCCAGUUUUAGUGAAACCUGCAGGCGGCUUCUGUGAUAUCUGCAAAAUGGUGGUAGCUUAUGCAGACAAAGAACUAGAGAAGAAUGCCACGACAGCUGAAAUUGAGGCUUUACUGGAGAAAGUCUGUCACUUCCUGCCAGAGUCUGUCAGUGAUCAGUGUGUUCAGUUUGUGGAACAGUAUGAACCGGUGGUUGUGCAACUCUUGGCAGAGAUGAUGGAUCCCACUUUUGUUUGCACGAAACUUGGAGUCUGUGGGUCGGCUAGACAGCCGCUCCUGGGGGAUGAUGCCUGUGUCUGGGGUCCGGGUUACUGGUGUAAGAACAUGGAGACUGCUGCUCAGUGCAACGCUGUUGAUCACUGCAAACGUCAUGUGUGGAACUAGAAGAAGAAUUUCCAGUUCUGAAAGUUUGAUAUGGCUUUUAAAAAUGUGGGCUGAGGUUGGCGGAGAGCUGUAUCUCAAAUGUCCUCCUCUCUGCCUCAUUAACAAUUUGACCUUCAAGUUCCUUUAUUGUAACUCUUCUGUAGCAGUGCUGCUGUUGAAGGAUCAGAUCUUCGUUGUUGACUUAACAAAGAUACUUCUGAUUGUACAGUUUAACUCAUUAUGCUCCUACAAAUAGUCAGUGUGUUGUAGAUUUUUAAUUGGUAGGCUGAAGUGUUUUUUAGGUGCUGGGAAGAAUGGCAGAGAAGGUGACAUGAGACAAGACUUAUCUUUUAAUUUAAAAAAAGAACAAGAUAGCAAC
This is a messenger RNA of Phaethon lepturus (White-tailed tropicbird), 1909 nucleotides long. RefSeq names its product prosaposin (gene PSAP). Gene Ontology annotation, cellular component: lysosome. The transcript has 14 exons. Bases 1 to 1551 code for a protein of 516 amino acids. Gene Ontology annotation, biological process: sphingolipid metabolic process. NCBI's taxonomy places the organism in Eukaryota, Metazoa, Chordata, Aves, Phaethontiformes, Phaethontidae. The record is from RefSeq and is a predicted model, not a curated record.